Molecule: messenger RNA, 1446 nt
Organism: Hyposmocoma kahamanoa
Lineage: Eukaryota; Metazoa; Arthropoda; Insecta; Lepidoptera; Cosmopterigidae
Exons: 3
Coding region: 1-1446 (481 amino acids)
Molecular function (GO): catalytic activity
Source: RefSeq, a predicted model, not a curated record
AUGAUUGACGGUAAAGUCUGCAACGCUUUGACCGAAACUUCGUCAGCACAAAAAUGUUAUAUUUGUGGAGCUACCCCACAAAUGAAUGAUGACUCCAAGGAGUCGGUUACGCGCUCGGUCGAUUGUGUUAGAACCUUAUGUCGCACGGCGGAUAUCAUUUGCUUGCAAGAACUAUGGCUGCUACAAGAAGAUAUACCGUAUUUAAGUAGCAUUGACCCUGAAUUCGGGUUUACUGGGAAAUCAGCAGUCGAUACAGGAGCUGGGAUUCUGCGCGGGAGACCGUUCGGUGGUGUCGGGGUGCUCUGGCGUAAGAGUUUGUUUACAUCAGUGUCAGUAGUGCAAUGUAAAAGUGUGCGCAUAGCUGCCAUAAAGAUAGUGUUAUCGGACCGGUCGCUAUUAGUGUUUUCCGUGUACAUGCCAACUGACUCUGCUGAUAAUCUUAUGGAGUUUACCGAGUGUCUGGGUGAGUUAGCGGCAAUAGUGGAAGAGUGUCAGAUAGAUUCCGUUUUCAUCCUAGGCGACUUUAAUGCUCACCCUGAUAGGAGAUUUGGUAGGGAACUCCUAGACUUUUGUGCGGAGCAAAAGUGGCAGUGUGCUGAUAUGGAAAUAUUAGGAGCAGGGUCAGCUUCGUAUACGUACGUUAGUGACAUUAAUGGCACGAGAAGCUGGUUGGACCAUUGUGUAGUGUCUGAGGCAGCGUGCAAAUCGACCAACAAGUUGAGUCCCAGGUCGGGCCUCCCUGUGAGCGUGGAUGGUGUUAGCGAGACAGACCAGAUUGCCCAGCUUUUUAAACAACACUUCCAAGUUGAGUCUCCAUUAGCAGCGAGUGAGGAACCACUUCCUGUAAGACGAGCGGCUACGGCUCCCCCUGUGAUUAUCACAGCUAAGAAAGUGGCGCGAUUGGUGAGGGGCAUGACGCGCGGUAAGUCACCUGGACACGACUACCUUAGUAUUGAACAUCUGCAACAUGCUGGAGUACAUUUACCCAGAGUACUAGCCAUGCUCUUCACCUUCUGUGUCGGUCAUACAUAUCUACCUGAAGAUAUGAUGAAAACCGUGGUAGUACCGAUCAUAAAGAACCGAACAGGGGAUGCAUCUGACAUGGGGAACUAUAGGCCCAUUUCAUUGGCAACAAUUGUAGCAAAGGUGUUGGACAGUGUGCUCGACGAAGAACUAGAUAGUCAUAUAAAACUCAAUGACGCGCAAUUUGGUUUUAGACCCGGACUCUCCACGGAGACAGCAGUUCUUUGUCUUAAGCACACUGUUCGAUACUAUACAGACAGGAAAACACCUGUAUUCGCAUGUUUCCUGGACUUGUCGAAGGCCUUUGAUUUGAUUUGGUGUCCUAUGGUAAACUAUGGCAGAAGCUGUACGAAGACACAACACUGCCUGGUGAGCUGGUGGAGUUGUUCAGGUUCUGGUAUGGUCACCAGACAAAUGUUGUGA